AUGGAUUUGUUAUUCAAAUAUUCGCAGAUAUCAGAGGACGUGUCGUUACAAGACGAUAAAGUCGUGCUGCGCCGGUUCAAAGAGCUCGAGCCCAUCGAGGACGCAUGGAACAAAUGGCUAAGCACGCGCAAAGAAUUAGACGACGCCAUCCCCAUGCUGGCCGACCCAGACCCAUCCAUGGCCUCCCUCGCCGACGAAGAAGUGUCUGCACUCACAGAGACGCUGAGCACCUUCCUGCAGAGCACAUUCCCCUCACUCCUCCUACCACCCUCACCCACCGCCCACCUCUCCGCGCUUAUGGAACUCAAAUCGGGUGUAGGCGGAUCCGAGGCAUCGCUAUUCCUCGGCGACCUCUUGCGCAUGUACCAGCGGCUUGUGAACAACAAUACAAUGGGCAUGAAUUGGACUGCGAGUGUGGUAGCUCAGAACGACGCGGAGGGAGGAGGGGUGAAAGAUGCGACUGUUGAGUUUCGCGGAGAGGGCGCGUAUGACGCGUUGAGGUGGGAGAGUGGCGUGCAUAGGGUACAGCGCGUGCCGGCGACGGAGACGGCGGGGCGGACGCAUACUAGUACAGUUGCUGUCGUGGUCCUACCUCUGGUCGAAGAAUCGAGCCCACACGACGGUGAAGAGGAGCUGUUCACGAUGGACGAAAUCAAACUCGAGGUUAUGCGCUCGCGCGGUGCUGGUGGGCAGCACGUCAACAAAACUGAAUCAGCUGUGCGGCUGACGCACAUACCGACGGGUAUAACGGUGUCAAUGCAGGAUCAGCGGAGUCAACAUCAGAAUCGACGACUGGCUUUCCAAGUCCUGCGCUCGCGCUUACUCGACAUCAAGCUCCAGCGUGAGAUGGAGGCGCGCCGCGACACACGACGGUCCCUCGUCAAAGGUGCUGACCGGAGCGAGAAGAUCCGGACGUACAACUAUGCGCAGGGGCGGGUGACAGACCAUCGCAUCGGGUUGACGCUUAAGAACCUGCAUUCUGUGCUCGAGGGAGAUGGGUUGCAUGCCUUUAUCGAGGCGGUGGGGAGAAGUUAUAAAGAGGGCUUGUUGGCGGAUAUGUUGGAGGAGAAAGAGAAGUAG
Molecule: messenger RNA, 1080 nt
Organism: Psilocybe cubensis
Lineage: Eukaryota; Fungi; Basidiomycota; Agaricomycetes; Agaricales; Agrocybaceae
Exons: 5
Coding region: 1-1080 (359 amino acids)
Biological process (GO): translational termination
Molecular function (GO): translation release factor activity
Source: RefSeq, a predicted model, not a curated record